This is a messenger RNA of Paraphaeosphaeria sporulosa, 1812 nucleotides long. Its product is annotated as P-loop containing nucleoside triphosphate hydrolase protein. Gene Ontology annotation, molecular function: ATP binding; ATP hydrolysis activity. Gene Ontology annotation, biological process: protein catabolic process; proteolysis. Lineage: Eukaryota; Fungi; Ascomycota; Dothideomycetes; Pleosporales; Didymosphaeriaceae. The transcript has 3 exons. The record is from RefSeq and is a predicted model, not a curated record. Gene Ontology annotation, cellular component: mitochondrial matrix. The coding region runs from base 1 to 1812 and encodes 603 amino acids.
AUGGCCUCACGCACCUUUGUCGUCGUUUCCCCGCAGGCCCGCGCCUCGUACAUUGCCCUCGCCGCCAUCGGCCGCCGCGCCUUCCACGCGGCCAACGUGCAGCGCUCCCAGUACAACCGCUCAGACUUCUCCGGGCAAGGCUUCAGCAGCUUCUAUGAGCCCAACGAGCCCACCAGAGGGCCCUUGGCCGGCUCGCCCAGCCAAGGUGUCAGCCGCGUAACGCCUCGCAUGCUCAAGGAGCACCUGGAUCAGUUUGUCGUCGGCCAGGAGCACGCCAAGCGCGUCCUCGCCACGGCCGUCUAUGGUCACUACCUUCGCAUACGAGAGAUACAGCGGCAGGAAGAAGAACACCUCCGCCGCGAGGAGAGGGCGGCGCGGCAGGCGCUUGCUCACAGACACCCAGUAGAAGGUGAUUCCGCUUUCAUCUCUGACUCUCAUGACUACGAGUUCCCGGGCCAGCAGCCCACCAUGCGCGUGCAUCCGUCUCACAUGGACCCACCGCCCGAUCCGCCGCCGUUGGAAGACAGCACUCCCAUGCACAUUGAAAAGUCAAACGUGCUGAUGUUGGGUCCCACCGGUGUGGGCAAGACACUGAUAGCCAAGACACUCGCCCGUAUACUAGAAGUGCCCUUCAGCAUGUCUGACUGCACGCCGUUUACGCAAUCGGGGUACAUUGGGGAAGACGCAGAGAGCUGCGUGCAGAGGCUUCUCUCGGCUGCAAACUACGAUGUGGAGGCUACAGAGCACGGCAUCAUAGUGCUAGACGAGAUUGACAAGAUUGCCGGCGUCAAAAUGGCGCAUGGUAAGGACGUCGGCGGCGAAGGCGUACAGCAGUCGUUGCUGAAGAUUAUCGAGGGCACCACGCUGCAAAUACAGGCCAAAGCGGAACGCGGAGCCGCCGGAAAACCCCCUGGCGCAGCGGGCAGUUCGAGCAACUUCUCUUCCAGCAACCCACUGGAUAGCUCACGCCCAGGCCUUGGGGCAGGCCCCAUCACCCCUGGUGGCAAAGGCGAAGUGUUCAACGUGCGGACCGACAACAUCCUCUUCAUCUGCACCGGCGCCUUUGUUGGCCUAGAGAAGAUCAUCCUCGACCGCAAAGCCAAAGGCGGACUGGGUUUCGGCGCCCAGGUUCGCGCAGCUGAUCGCGACCAGGGCAAGCACGACACCAUACUCAGUGACGCUGACGUAGACACCUUUCGUCAGGACCUCCCCAUCUACGUCCCCUCCGAGUCCGAAGUCCCCACGCCCUCCAAUGUGCGGCACUCAAAGUACCGCGAGGAGGAGUACAACGUGCUCAAUUAUGUCGUGCCGGCAGACCUGCAAAAGUACGGCAUGAUUCCCGAGCUCAUCGGACGCAUCCCAAACACGUGUGCAGUGUCGGCGCUGGACGAAGAAGCUCUGGUGCGUGUCCUCACCGAGCCGAAGAACAGCCUCAUCCGCCAGGAAGCCGCACUCUUCCACGCCGACGGCAUGGAGCUACGAUUCACGUCUGGAUCGUUGCGCGAGAUUGCCAAAAAGGCAAACGCCAUGGGCACGGGUGCGCGCGGUCUCAAGGCUGUCGUCGAGCGCUUGCUGCUGGGGACCAAGUUUGAGGCGCCUGGAAGCACAGUGAAGCACAUCCUCGUGACACAGGAAGCCGCACAGCUCAAACGCGCACCGCUGCUGUUCCACCGCGGGCAAUCGCAGGCCUUUGAGACGAUGGCCGCGCAAGCAGAGGAUGAAUGGCAGGACAAGCUGCGCGAGCGGGAAGAGCAUCUCAGCAGUAUCAGCAGUUUCGAGGAGUACAGGAAAGCCGGCGCGGCGGGGUACUAG